AUAAGUUAUAUAUAUUAUUGUCCUUGGUUCUAUAGAGUGAAUUAACGUGGGAAGAAGCUAGCACUAAAUAUGGCUCUGUUUACGAUAAAGCUUCCCAGUACUUCAUCAACUAGCUUAGUACUCAGUAUAAUUUUAUUUAUAAUUUUAUGGUAUGGAACGAAUGCAUUAGUGAAACUACCACCAAAUGUAACAAUUCCAGCACUCAUAACUUUUGGAGAUUCGAUUAUGGAUACAGGAAACAACAAUUACAUCAACACAAUUGUCAAGUGCAAUUUUCCUCCUUAUGGUCAAGAUUUUGUGGGAGGAAUUCCAACCGGUCGAUUUUGCAACGGAAAAAUUCCGUCGGACUUGAUAGCUGAAGAAUUGGGUAUUAAGGAGCUUUUACCGGCUUAUUUGGAUCCAAAUCUCAAACCAAGCGACCUUGUUACUGGAGUAUGCUUUGCUUCUGCUGCUUCCGGAUACGAUCCUUUAACACCUAAAAUAGUGUCAGUGAUUUCAAUGUCGGAUCAAGUAGAGAUGUUCAAAGAAUACAUAGGGAAGCUUAAAGGUAUAGUUGGAGAAGAGAAGACAAAUUACAUCUUAGCCAACACUCUUUACCUUGUGGUAGCUGGAAGUAAUGACCUUGCCAACACUUAUUUUACUAUUCGAACUAGACAAUUGCACUAUGAUGUUCCUGCUUAUACUGACCUUAUGCUCAAUAAAGCCUCUGAUUUCAUUAAGGAAAUAUAUCAACUUGGAGCACGUAGAAUUGGAGUAUUCAGUGUAGCACCUAUUGGGUAUUUACCAUCAGUGAGGACUCUAAGUGGGGGUGUAUUUAGAAAGUCCAAUGAGAAAUACAAUGAAGCAGCAAGGUUAUUCAAUUCCAAACUGUCCAAGGAAUUGGACUUCCUCAACUCUAACUUGCCCAACAGUAGGAUUGUCUAUAUUGAUAUUUACACCCCUCUACUUGACAUCAUUGUCAACCCCAAAAAAUAUGGCUAUAAAGUCGUGGACAGAGGUUGCUGUGGCACAGGCAAAAUAGAGGUUUCGGUGUUAUGUAAUCCUUUUGAUGUCAUUUGUCCCGACAAAUUUGAAUAUAUUUUUUGGGAUAGUUAUCAUCCUACGGAAGGAAUAUAUAAAAAGCUUGUGGUCGAAAUUCUUCCAAAAUAUUUGGAUCGAUUGUCAUGAGUUGUGAACUUUGUCUAUGGCAUGUUAAUUAUAUUAGAUAUAUUUUUAAUGUAAAUUAAUUUUACAUUUACGUGUAAUAUAGUAAUUAUUUUUGAAAAUGGUUAUUAAAUAGAUCUAUAUGACAAGAUCAUAGAUUCUCA
This is a messenger RNA of Cicer arietinum (chickpea), 1307 nucleotides long. RefSeq names its product GDSL esterase/lipase EXL3-like. The record is from RefSeq and is a predicted model, not a curated record. Gene Ontology annotation, molecular function: hydrolase activity, acting on ester bonds. Lineage: Eukaryota; Viridiplantae; Streptophyta; Magnoliopsida; Fabales; Fabaceae.